Megalops cyprinoides (Indo-Pacific tarpon) is the source of this 1977-nucleotide messenger RNA. It is a transcript of the gene gcdha, whose product is annotated as glutaryl-CoA dehydrogenase a. NCBI's taxonomy places the organism in Eukaryota, Metazoa, Chordata, Actinopteri, Elopiformes, Megalopidae. The transcript is spliced from 12 exons. Gene Ontology annotation, cellular component: mitochondrial inner membrane. Gene Ontology annotation, molecular function: flavin adenine dinucleotide binding; fatty-acyl-CoA binding; glutaryl-CoA dehydrogenase activity. The record is from RefSeq and is a predicted model, not a curated record. Bases 89 to 1417 code for a protein of 442 amino acids. Gene Ontology annotation, biological process: fatty-acyl-CoA biosynthetic process; fatty acid beta-oxidation using acyl-CoA dehydrogenase.
AUCUGUAAAACACUGGCAGGGGAUUGCAGGUGGCAUUUUCUUCGAACGGAGUGGUGUUACGCAGUGGUCUGGGAGAUUUUAAUCUGCCAUGGCUUUAAGGAAUGCUGUUAUCCGUUUGCUCGCCAACACGCAGAGAUGUGCUGUGAUUUCAGCUUCAAGAGCACAGGGAACAGCAGCACCAGCUCACUUGGGGGGAAAGAAGACGGAAGAAAAAAAGCCAGCUAAGACACCCAAGGUGCAGUUUAACUGGCAGGAUGCAUUGGAUCUGGAAGGGCUUCUGACAGAGGAGGAGAUAAUGAUCCGGGACACUUUCCGCACCUACUGUCAGGAGAAACUCAUGCCCCGUAUCCUGAUGGCCAACAGAAAUGAAGUGUUCCAUCGGGAUAUAGUUUCGGAGAUGGGGGAGCUGGGAGUUCUUGGGCCAACUAUCAAAGGAUAUGGGUGUGCAGGGACGAGCUACGUGGCCUAUGGGCUGAUUGCGAGGGAAGUCGAAAGGGUGGACAGUGGCUACCGUUCUGUAAUGAGUGUCCAGUCCUCAUUGGUCAUGCAUCCCAUCAAUGCCUAUGGCACAGAGGAGCAGAAGGAGAAGUAUCUGCCCAGGCUAGCACGUGGGGAGAUUUUGGGCUGUUUUGGACUGACGGAACCAAACCAUGGCAGUGAUCCAAGUAGCAUGGAGACUCGGGCCAAAUACAAUCCCUCCAGCCGCACCUUCACCAUCUCUGGGGCCAAGACUUGGAUCACCAACUCUCCGGUGGCGGACAUCUGUGUGGUAUGGGCCAGGUGCGAGGAUGGCCGGGUGAGGGGCUUCAUCCUGGAGCGCGGCAUGAACGGCCUUUCCACGCCCAAGAUCGAGGGCAAGUUCUCGCUGAGGGCGUCUGCCACAGGCAUGAUCCUGAUGGAUGAGGUGGAGGUACCCGAGGAGAACCUGUUGCCCAACGUCUCUGGCCUGGGAGGUCCCUUUGGCUGCCUAAACAACGCCCGCUAUGGCAUUGCAUGGGGCGCUCUGGGUGCUGCUGAGUUCUGCUUUCAUGCAGCCCGCCAGUACACCUUGGACAGGAUUCAGUUUGGUGUUCCCUUAGCAAGGAAUCAGCUGAUGCAGAAGAAGAUGGCUGACAUGCUGACAGAGAUCACCAUUGGGCUGCAGUCCUGUCUGCAGCUGGGCAGACUCAUUGAUGAAAAGAGAGCGGCCCCAGAGAUGAUCUCCAUGCUGAAGAGAAACAGCUGUGGCAAAGCACUGGACAUUGCUAGGCAGGCAAGAGACAUGCUGGGUGGCAACGGCAUAGCAGACGAAUACCACAUCAUCCGCCACGUCAUGAACCUGGAGGCCGUCAACACUUACGAGGGUACCCACGACAUCCAUGCCUUGAUUUUGGGCAGAGCCAUCACUGGGCUGCAGUCAUUCACAGUAGAGAAAUAGAUCUGACUGGAGGUCAUUUUCUGAGUGAAGAGAAGAACCUGGACCUCUUCAUCUGCUGUUUGAGCAAUUGACUGCAUUAAUGGGUUUCCAUUCCAAGUACCUUUUUUGUUUCUUCUUUUAGAUAUAGAAUAUUCAGAUUUCUAGAAUUUUAAAUGCAAUUGUAAUUCUUUUGAAAUGCUGGGGGAAAAUGUUUAUAGGGGUCUGUCAGCCUAUCCUUACAGGAGUUUUUUUUUUUUAACUACUGAUGUAGUUAAAGUGUACAAAGUGUAUUUUAUUAAGAAAGUAAAGUAUACUGUAGGUACACUAACAGGUCAUUUAAAUUGCACAGUAACAUCACUUUUGAGAAGAACAUUUGAGAAGACAAGUCUGGUAACAAAUGUACGGGAAAGUGAAGAUGAGUAUGAGUAUGUGUAUGUGAGUAAAAACAAUCAAAAGAAAUUACUUUAAGUGACCUUAUGUUGAAAUUAUUUACAUAAUUAAUUAAAUGAAAUUAUUAAACAUUGCAAUUAAUUUCUUAACGUUACAUUACGUUUAAUGUAUGGGAAUUUUAUACUGUUUUA